Copidosoma floridanum is the source of this 935-nucleotide messenger RNA. Its product is annotated as frequenin-2. Lineage: Eukaryota; Metazoa; Arthropoda; Insecta; Hymenoptera; Encyrtidae. Gene Ontology annotation, molecular function: calcium ion binding; calcium sensitive guanylate cyclase activator activity. The record is from RefSeq and is a predicted model, not a curated record.
GAAUUACAAAAACAACAAGAGCACACAAAGUGUGAAUCAACGAGAUAUACGUACGAAGCAAAGAGGGGAGGAUACAACAUGGGGAAGAAAAACAGCAAGCUCAGGCAGGACACUAUCGACCGGCUGACUACGGCCACCUACUUCACCGAGAAGGAAAUUCGACAAUGGCACAAGGGUUUUCUCAAAGACUGCCCGGAUGGAUUACUCACGGAACAGGGAUUCAUUAAGAUCUACAAGCAGUUCUUUCCGUACGGCGAUCCUUCGAAGUUUGCCUCGCUGGUUUUUCGAGUUUUCGACGAAAACAACGACGGCUCGAUAGAGUUCGAAGAGUUCAUCAGGGCGCUCUCCGUGACAUCGAGAGGAAACUUGGACGAAAAGUUACAUUGGGCCUUUCGGCUUUACGACGUCGACAACGACGGCUUCAUAACGAGAGAGGAGAUGUACAACAUCGUGGACGCCAUCUACCAGAUGGUGGGCCAGACCCCGCAGGCGGAGGACGAGAACACGCCGCAGAAGAGGGUCGACAAGAUAUUCGACCAGAUGGACAAGAACCACGACGACAAGUUGACCCUCGAGGAGUUUCGGGAGGGCAGCAAAGCCGACCCUCGGAUCGUCCAAGCGCUGACCCUCGGCGGACCGCCCAUAGACGGCUGACUCGACUCCCAACCCGCCACGAAGCCCCGGCAGCAAGUUAUAACUACCACCGCACCCGUUGCCGAUAGUUCCGUUUUUGACGUCGCAGCCGGCUAGGUAUAUACAUAUUAUAUAUGCUCGACUCGCAGCAGCUGCCAGGGAAGAUUGGUACCUUGUUAGCGCGAAGGUGUACGUCGGGUCUGCGCGCGAGAGCAGCAGUUUCGAAUUUGUCCCCUAUACGUGUACACAAUUGGUAGAGAUGAGCCGCGCUUGGCAUUUGAUGCUGAAGAUUGAAUGCGGGA